CGUCACGCCGGCGCAGCUCACGUAGGCACGUGACGGUGACGGAAUCGCAGUCAGCUGAUAAAGCGGCAGAUUGCGGAGUCACGCGCUUCAGCUCCAGUUUUGCGGGUGUACGCGGAGCAGCAUCAUGAGGGCCGCGGUGCUGUGCGUGAUUGCUGCGUUGGCGCUGAGCGGGGAGGCGCUGAUCCGAAUUCCACUGAAGAAGUUCCGUUCCAUCAGGCGUGAGCUGACCGACUCUGGCAGGGAAGCCCACGAGCUCCUGGCCGACAAACACUCCCUCAAAUACAACCUGGGCUUCCCGUCCAGCAACGGACCCACACCAGAGACCCUGAAGAACUACCUGGACGCUCAGUAUUAUGGUGAGAUCGCUCUGGGCACGCCCCCCCAGCCCUUCACCGUGGUGUUUGACACCGGCUCCUCCAACCUGUGGGUGCCCUCCGUCCACUGCUCCCUGCUGGACAUCGCCUGCCUGCUGCACCACAAGUACAACUCCGCCAAGUCCAGCACCUACGUGAAGAACGGCACGUCCUUCUCCAUCCAGUACGGAUCCGGCAGUUUGUCUGGUUACCUGAGCCAGGACACCUGCACGAUCGGGGACAUCUCUGUGGAGAACCAGGUGUUUGGGGAGGCGAUCAAGCAGCCCGGGGUCGCCUUCAUCGCUGCCAAGUUUGAUGGGAUCCUCGGUAUGGCGUACCCCCGCAUCUCUGUGGACGGGGUGGUUCCAGUGUUUGACAACAUCAUGCAGCAGAAGAAGGUGGACAGCAACGUCUUCUCCUUCUACCUGAACAGGAACCCGGACACGGAGCCCGGCGGGGAGCUGCUGCUGGGAGGAACAGACCCCAAAUACUACAGCGGCGACUUCCACUACGUCAACAUCAGCCGGCAGGCCUACUGGCAGAUCCACAUGGACGGGAUGGCGGUGGGCAGCCAGCUCAGUCUGUGUAAGGGGGGCUGCGAGGCCAUUGUGGACACGGGGACGUCCCUGCUCACCGGCCCGUCGGCAGAGGUCAAAGCUCUGCAGAAGGCCAUUGGAGCCAUCCCACUCAUCCAGGGAGAGUACAUGAUAAACUGUGACAAGAUCCCGUCUCUGCCCGCCAUCACCUUCAACAUCGGUGGUCAAAGCUACACACUGACUGGUGACCAGUACGUCCUGAAGGAGAGUCAGGCGGGGAAAACCAUCUGCCUGAGUGGCUUCAUGGGGCUGGACAUCCCGGCCCCCGCAGGCCCGCUCUGGAUUCUGGGAGACGUGUUCAUCGGACAGUACUACACCGUGUUCGACCGCGACAGCAACCGGGUGGGCUUCGCUAAAUCCAAGUAAAGGUGUGCGGCGCUGGAAUCUGCACGUGAUUCUGCUGCUGUGGGGUGUAGAGCGUAGAGCUGAAUGCACUGAUCAGGCCGCUGACGAACACAGACAGGGGGGGGGUGACUCCAGGAUCAAAUGAUCAGAGCUUCUCUUGUGAAAGUGAUCUUUGUUUUAAUUCUUUUUUGGAAUCAGGGAGUUUUAUUGUGAUCUUUUGGGGGACUGCUCUUCAUUUCUGACGCUGAUGGAUUUGAGUUUAAUAAAAGUCUGAGGAGGUGACUCGACUCAA
Messenger RNA from Oryzias latipes (Japanese medaka), 1586 nucleotides. Its product is annotated as cathepsin D. NCBI's taxonomy places the organism in Eukaryota, Metazoa, Chordata, Actinopteri, Beloniformes, Adrianichthyidae. The record is from RefSeq and is a predicted model, not a curated record. Gene Ontology annotation, molecular function: aspartic-type endopeptidase activity. Gene Ontology annotation, biological process: proteolysis. Gene Ontology annotation, cellular component: lysosome.